CGUAAGUGUUGUUUACAACCGAAAAGUACAGGAAGUGGAUUCUUUGAGUAGCUUUAUCGCUAUUGGUAAUAAUUUCAAUAGGUUACUCAAGUAUUCCAAUACUUAUCAGUUUGUAUUGUGUAAAUAACCUAAAUUUCAAACAUUGCCUUUUUGUGGUAAUAAUAGCCCAAGGCUUAGGCUUAAGCCUUAGGUUUUAAUAAGGGGGCGGCGCCUUAGAAUUAGACGUGAUUUGACUUUACUUUUACCGACAAUAUUAUUAAGUCAAAGUCUUAACUUAGAGCCUUAGGUCUUAGUGAUUCAUAGUUUUUCUUUAGUUAGAACUCUUCUUAGGCCUUACUAACUUAGUACAUGUAGUAACUCUUUGGCCUCACUAAUACUUACGACUUAGGCCUUCUUGACUUAGCCUUAAGCUAGGCUAGGUCUAGAUUAGGCUAGAAGCAAAGCAAGGGUAGCCCUAGUUAGGGCAGUUACAGUUAGGCCUAUCUAAUCCAAUGGAGUAGGUCUAGAGUUUUAAAUUUUACUAGGAGUGGUAGUACUACUAAUAGUACUAGCUUAGUGCUGCUUAACCUAAAUAAAUUCUAAACGUUCUGUCAUGAAUUAUUUAAUUAUAUAAAUAUUAAUAGAAUAAAUUAUAAGUAUAAGACAAAAAUAAGAUAAUAUUGUCAUUAUUUUAGACAUUAAAAUUUUAAUUACAAAUCGUGAAAUGAAUUUUAAUUAAUUAUUAAUUAAUGGUAUGCAGGGCCGGCUCAAGGUACUCAAUUAUGAAUAGGCCUAAAUAAUAGUAAUUGACUUCGGCUAAGGCUAAAGUUAAAGGUAGUUAUGGAUGCCAGACAUUCAGGUUAGGAUUCAGGUUAGGCAUAGGUUUUAACCAAAUGGCGACCAUUGAGAAAAUAGUGGCAUCAUACUCACCAUUUACCUUGAAUUCUACUAAAAGCAGUAGUACUAGUACUAGCUGGUAUAGCUUAGUCUUAGUGCUGCUAAGCCUUAAGUCUAAAAUUUCUGUUAUGAAUCUUAUAAAUUAUAUAUUUUUUGAUCAUUAUUUUAGACAUUGGAAAUCAGGAAAGGAAUUAAAUUAAUUUAAAUUAAUUAUUAAUUAAUACUGGUAUGCAGUGCUGGCUCAAGGUCCUGGUAACUCGGGAAGUUGCCCAUGAUAAAAAAUUUUUUUUUUAAAUGUAUGAUGUUACACAAGAUCUUUACAUUUACACCCCACUCCCCCUAGUCACAGACUGUAAAAUUUUCUUAGACUCCCUACCCUCCCCCAGGAGCAUGAAAUACUUUAUGAACAAACCAUAUAGCCUAUUACCUAUAGCCUAGUAAUAUGGCUUUAUUAUAUUAUGUCAUUGAUAUUUAAAAAUGUUCUCUUGUCUGCGGGUCAAAGGAGUCUGUCGACUAAAUGUUUAGAAACACCACGCCCCCUUCUAGGUAUUUGAAAAUAUUGGCAUAACACUGAAAAAUUACUGAAAAUUUUAUUUGGCGGGGAUGGGAGGUGGGGACUGAGUUACAUCAUGAACUACGAUAUUGUAAGACAGCCCUGCAAGCAGUGCCUCUGAGUCUAAUCCAACCUCUGUACUUUUUUGGCGAUUACCAGGACAAUGUUUAAUCAGUUUUUUGCUAAAAUAUGAAUAUCAGUUUUGUCUGAGAUUGGGGAAAAAGGGAAGAAAAUUAUAAAGAUGACAACAAAUGGUAAGGGGGCCUCUCCAUAAAUGAAAGCAUGCUUUUUCGGACUCCUCCUCCCCAAUUGUCACGAAUUUGUCCCACAAUUUAGACACCCUUAAAAAUGUCAUUAUAAAUCAUCACUAGUGUGACAUCAUUUACGGAUGGCCUCUUAUAGAACAUGAAUUUCUUUUUACAUUUUUUAUGUUUUUAAAUCACUUUAAAACCAGAGAAAUGUUCAAAAAGAUCCUUGUGUCACACUUAAAUAAAGUGCAGUUAUUGUCCAUUUUACUCUUUCCCUAGAUCCAACGCUUCAAUCCAAUCAUGCUAAUUACAUUAUUUAAUAAUAAAUAAUAAUAGAAAUACUUUUUUGACACAGUUGACGGGUUGUUUGCUCAACUCGGAUCGGAUCCUAAGUUCUCUAGAUGCCCUGGUGCUUAUUAUAUUUUUAAUGAUUCUUUUUUUUUAACAUUUCAGGUGCGCUGUAUGACAGUAGUAUUAUACUCUCUGUGAAAUGGUUAUAUGUCAAUUUCAAAGUAAAAAUAUGCUUGAGGUCUGGAGAAUACCUGGACAUGUCUUAGUAUGCUCCAUUCUAAUUCUCUUCAUAGCCAGAGGUAAGAUUCUAAUUCUCUUCAUAGCCAGAGGUAAGAUUCUAAUUCUCUUCAUAGCCAGAGGUAAGAUUCUAAUUCUCUUCAUAGCCAGAGGUAAGAUUCGCACCAGAUAACAUCUUGCUGUUAUGACAAUAUAUUUAUAUCAGGAAGAGUUUUGAGAUUUGGGAAUAUAUUUUUAAUUUUUAAAAAAAUAUUCAUCUCAAGCUAUAAAUAAAAAGAAAUGGAUUUUUUUUUCCUUAUUUUUUGGAGGUGUUUAGAAUAUAAGCACAAAGUUCAGGAAUACCAAAAAGUUAAAAGUUUUAUUCUACUUAUAAAAACACAACAUUAAAAAAAACCUUUAUCAAACAGAUCAGAAGUAGAGAAUACAUAAUAAAGUCAUGAGGUACAUGUCAGAUUAUAUGACAUUAAAUAUGGGCUGAGAACAAUAUAGCUUCAUUUAUUGAAACAAACACUCAAAAAAUGUGUUACUGGUCAACAUUUUGUUGAUUUUUUAAACUCAAAUAUAUUAUAGUUUUUCCUUUUUGAGUGUCAGUCAUAUUGAUCAUAAAGAAAAAAUUUCCUCUUCAGAUAUAUUUUCAUUUGUAUAUAUUAUUCAAGGCAUGCAUUUAUUUGAAAAAAAAAUAAAAUAAAUAUACAUCCAAUGUUUAAAAAAAAUGUUUCUAAAGUAAAAAUUAGGUUAAACAAUAAUCUCAUCAAAUUCCAAAUUGCCAUGGUUACAUGCCCUAUCUUAAUAGUCUUUUUGUUAAAUCUACAGUCUCCUACAGUGCAUGUCCACCUGACGAUGUUGUUACCUAUGAGGUCAUACCAGAAGAUCAGUAUGACAGGUUGGCUUGUUAUGUCUCAGCUGUUAUUGUUAUUGUUUUUGUUAUUGCUAUUGUUAUUAUUAUUGUUUUUUCAUAGAGUUCACAAUGAAACGUACUGGGCCGUCAAUUACAAUCAACUUGAUGGAGCUAAAAAAUGUGCUGUUAAAUAAUAAUUUGUAUAAUGAAGAAUAACUACUAAACCUCUUUCUACAAUACAAAACAGAUAUAUGGUGUUGCUAAUAAGAGCCUCAAAGAUUUGACAAAAUAAAAAGAGAAUUCUGUAGCCCUAAUCAACACAUCACAUCCGCCAAAUGGCGGAUCAGAUGCGGACAUAAGGGCCAGAAUUGGAAAAGCUAGCAUUCGUGCUAUUAAAGAAAAUAUGGGAGUCGAAGGAGCUGAAACUCCAAACCAAAGUCAGAAUCUUUAAUACAAAUGUCAAAACUGUCCUACUAUAUGGUGCAGAAACUUGGAAAACAACAUUGAGCCUUAUGCAGAAAGUGAAGACAUUUUUAAGGACAUCAUAAGCAUAAAUCAAAUGGCCAAAUACUGCCAAUAACAAAUAUCUACUAGAAAGGACAUACCAGGUGCCCAUUGAUGAACAUAUCAUAAAGAAAAGGUGGAGGUGGAUAGAGCAUACGCUCCGAAAACCCCCAGAUAGCACCACCAGACAAUGCCUAACAUGGAACCCACAGGGAAAAAGAAAGAGAGGAAGGCCUAAGAAUACAUGGAGACGCGAGCUAGAGGCAGACAUGCAAAAUGUGGGAUACACCUGGAAGCAAUUGGAAAGGAAAGCACAGGACCGUGAGGAGUGGAAAGUUCUUGUAGACGGCCUAUGCCCCAGACGGGGUAGAAAGGCAUAAAGAAAGAAGAAAAAUAAUCAACACAUCCAUGGUAUUGCAAAUGAGAGUUACAAAGAGGUGACAUAAGGAAAGGAAAACUCUAAAACCCGAGUCUGGCGACAAUUUCCAAGAGCCAAAAGUCCACCAAAAUUCUAUUUUUUAAAGGAUGUGCAGCACUUUUGUUUUAACUUGUCCUUGUUUAAAGGAUUCAUUUCCAGAUGUUGUUUUAAGUUUUCUUAAGUCAUUUUGUUUCCUAAAUUUAAAUGUUUUGUUUAUGUCAUAAAAAGUAUAAAAUUUGGUGGCCUUGUUCUACUAGGCUAUUAGGCAGCCUUGUUGUUUUACUAGGCAAAUUAGUAGCCUCGUUCUACUAAAUAAUUUGGUAGCCGUGUUCUAUUAUGAAGUUUGUUAGCCUUGUUCUUCUAAGCCAGGGGUGUCAAACUCAAUCGCUCAGCGGGCCAAAACUCAAAUCACGCAUAAGGUUGCGGGCCAAAACUCAAAUCACACAUAAGGUUGUGGGCCAAAACUCAAAUCACACAUAAGGUUGCGGGCCAAAACUCAAAUCACACAUAAGGUUGCGGGCCAAAACUCAAAUCACACAUAAGGUUGCGGGCCAAAACUCAAAUCACACAUAAGGUUGCGGGCCAAAACUCAAAUCACACAUAAGGUUGCGGGCCAGAACUCAAAUCACACAUAAGGUUGCGGGCCAAAACUCAAAUCACACAUAAGGUUGCAGGCCAAAACCCAAUUUACACGCAAGGUUGUUGGCCAAAACUCAAAUCACACCUAAGGUUGCUGGCCAAACAGGAUAAACAUUCAAUAAGCGGAAACUUAAUCUUUUAAAAAAAAACUUUUAUAUAAAUAAAAACAGAAAAGCGUUUAAUAAUUAAAAAUCAUUGGCAUGCCCAUGUUCGUUCUUAUGGGAAUUUGUUAGAGUUGGAGGCUUGGCACAUUUUCUUAGCUACAAAAACAAGUAAGCUGGUUUAUGUUGGGAGUAACAUCUGCGUCAUUGAGAUUCUCAUGAUUGACUGCAAGUGUUCAUCAGUGAGACAACUCAUGUGUGAUGUUUUGUUAAUCUUCAUCACAGAAAACAGCUGCUCACACAUAUAUGUCCUACCCAACAUGCUCAAAGUUCAAGGCACAUGAAGACAAAGCUGGGGCAUCUCUACAGGAAUGAAACGAGUGAACUGUGCAGGCCCAACUGUGUCGUACUUUGCUUUUAGUGUCCCAUUACACUGCAGCUCUAUUAGUUCCAUCUGCAAAUUUACAGGUGCAGUUUCCACGUCUAUGACAAAUGGGUUACGAAACAGCUCGAAAUUACAGGGUUACGAAACAGCUCGAAAUUACAUUUCUGUGCUUCAAGGUCACUAAAGCACGAACUCGGAGCGAAGUAAGCUAAGUUUUUCAGCAAAGUGUGCAUUGGGAAACACCAUAGCGUUGACUUGGAUAUAAUUUUACGCCGGUCAAGACCUCACGGGCCUGAUAUUAUUGUACGGGGGGCAGGAUGUGGCCGCAGGCCUUGAGUUUGACACAUGUGUUCUAGGCUAUUUGGUAGCCUUGUUCUACUAGGCUAUGAGGUAGCUUUGUUCUACUAGGCAAAUUGGUAGCCUUGUUAUACUAGGCUAUUAGGUAGCGUUAUUGUUCUACUAGGCAAAUUUAUAGCCUUGUUCCACUAGACAAUGGGGUAGCUUUGUUCUACUAGGCUUUUAGAUAGCCUUUUUGUUCUACUUUCUGUAAUUAUGAGGUUGAACCACAUGUUGAUCAUUGAGGUCCUAUAACUAGGAGGUUGAACAACAUGUUGAUCAGUGAGCAGAUUAUUUAUCUUUACAGAAAAUACAAUAAAGUUUAUUUUUUUAAAAAUUGAAUCCCAGUGCUAUAGACCUGGUCAAUAGAGCUGGAAAAUAGAUCUGGUCAAUAGAGCUGGCAAAUAGAUCUGGUCAAUAUAGCUGACAAAUAGAUCUGGUCAAUAUAGCUGGCAAAUAGAUCUGGUCAACAUAGCUGGCAAAUAGAUCUGGUCAAUAUAGCUGGCAAAUAGAUCUGGUCAAUAGAGCUGGCAAAUAGAUCUGGUCAGUAGAUCUGGCAAAUAGAUCAGGUCAAUAGAGCUAGCAAAUAGAUCUGGUCAAUAGAGCUGGCAAAUAGAUCUGGCAAAUAGAUAUGGACAAUAGAGCUGGCUAAUAGAUCUGGUCACUAGAGCUGGCAAAAAAUAUGGUCAAUAGAGCUGGCAAAAAAUAUGGUCAAUAGAGCUGGCAAAUAGAUAUGGUCAAUAGAGCUGGCAAAUAGAUAUGGACAAUAGAGCUGGCAAAUAGAUCUGGUCACUAGAGCUGGUCAUUACAUCUGAGUAGAUACAGAUUUGAAAAUUACCUCCACGUUUUACUGAAACUUUGUCUUUCAAUUUCUUUAUUGCAAGCACAAACAGUUCAAAGGUCAUGAGAAAUAAAUUAAAAUGUUUUAUUGUAAAUGUUUUAUGUUAUGCUGCAUGCGUUCUGCUUUCUUAAAAAAUGACCAGAGAUAAAGGCAGUCGAUAAUAGUAUAAUAAAAUAUUAACUCAAGUCUGUGUUCUGUGUCACAACUAACUUUUACUUACCAUUCUGCAUUCCUUUUAUACCUCACAUUACAUGAUUACCCACUCCAGUUCUCCAACCAAUAUUCACACCUUUAAGUUUAAACAUUCAUGAAAACAACUCACCACUUCCAGUCAUACAACAUGACAACAACAUAAGACUGAGCUGCUCCCCAUCGCGACCGCUCAGAAGCAAAAAUCUGCAAAUAACACUACAUCCAUUACUCUCUCAGGUGUGCGUUUUGAGUUAGCACAAACAGUGCCGUACAUGGGUGUCUACCUAGAUGGAAGACUAACUUUUGAAAGUCAUAUUAACAUGCUAUGCAAGGCGAUUUUUCUAGAGCUGCGCAGGAUUAGUCACAUCAGGCCCUUCCUAACAAUUGAUGCAACAAAGAGGCUGAUGUCUGCAUUUGUGCUAUCACGCAUGGACUAUUGCAAUGCUCUUAUGGUGGGUCUUCCAGCUACGCUCCUGGAUAAAGUUCAAAUAGCACAGAAUAAUGCGGCUCGCAUUGUUCUCCGCAAACGCAAGUUUGACCAUGCAAAAACCCUUCUGAGAGAGUUGCAUUGGCUGCCGGUGCGUGCUCGCAUAGAGUACAAAAUCGCAACUUUGUGCUACCGCUGCUUACAUGACCUGGCGCCGUCCUAUCUGAAAGAUCUGCUGACGCCUUAUGUACCCAGUAGAGAGCUCCGCUCAUCCGAUAGUGGCAAACUCUCGACACCACGUGUUUGCCUUGAGACUUACGGAAAGCGCACUUUCGCAUUUGCUGGUCCAACAAUUUGGAUAACUCUCGACACCACGUGUUUGCCUUGAGACUUACGGAAAGCGCACUUUCGCAUUUGCUGGUCCAACAAUUUGGAACGCCCUUCCUGUCGAUCUUAGAAACAACCAGACACUGGAGUCCUUUAAAACCGAUCUAAAGACACAUCUAUUUCGCAAAUACCUUCUGGGAUGAUUGUCUACCUUCUUUUCCAUGUGUUGCUGUGUUGCUCCGGGUUGAAAUGGCUAGAAAGACUUUGAUAUUGUAUGCUUGUAAUUAGUUUUUGUAGUGUUGUGUUUGUUUUAAAUGUGGUGAAUUAUAGAUAUUUUUUGUUGACUUUGUACCGCGCUUCGAGCCUUUGGGGAUGAAGCGUGUUUUUGAAAUGAACUUUAUUAUUAUUAUUAAUCAGGUCACAAAGUUCAAGCAAUACACACUACAACAAAAAUCAUCAGUCACUCAUACAGUCACUCAUACAGUCACACAAUCUUCAUCUCCAAGUGAGGGGUUUAUUUUCUGGACAGAAUCCUUCAGCACCAAAGCCAUCAAAUCAUCUUCUCACUAAAUUAUAAUUAAGUAUUGACUAAUGGAGAGAUAUUGUCCUCAGGAACUAUUCAUCUAUUGGAUCAGAUGGCAAACGACCACUGGGCUUUAUGAAAGCAACAUGGUCUUACAAUCAGAACAAUCCAAAUCCAUGUAUUUUGCUGAAAGACACUUCUGGAAGGAGAGUGGAGAUCAUGGUGAGAGUUUUAGUGCUGUAGCAGUCAGAUGUCUUUAGUGUUUUAGAUGAAGGAUCUUGUAGCAGUCAGAUGUCUGUAGUGUUUUAGAUGAAGGAUCUUGUAGCAGUCAGAUGUCUGUAGUGUUUUAGAUGAAGGAUCUUGUAGCAGUCAGAUGUCUUUAGUGUUUUAGAUGAAAGAUCUUGUAGCAGUCAGAUGCCUUUAGUGUUUUAGAUGAGGGAUCUUGUAGCAGUCAGAUGUCUGUAGUGUUUUAGAUGAAAGAUCUUGUAGCAGUCAGAUGCCUUUAGUGUUUUAGAUGAAGGAUCUUGUAGCAGUCAGAUGUCUUUCCAUUUAAUUACUGGCGGUUUUGUAAAUUGUUCUGUAACUAUUUGAAACAUAUUUUAAAAUCAACAAAUUCUGAAAUUUCCCAUUAAGGGGUGUGGACUUGUUAUUAUAGGUAUAAAUUACGGUUUCUCGUCCGGUAUCUGCAUGAUUUUUAUUAAACAAAAGUCUUCCCGGGAAAUUUUGCAAUCCCGAGUAGAAUACAAAUUCCUUAAAAAAAAAAAAAUUCAGCAAGUGACAGAUUGUCACAAAUUAUUGCUAUAAGCCAACACCUGUACAGUCUAAUUAACUGAGUUCACUUACUAAGUUCAGUUGCUCUAGUCCACAGGUUCUCAAGCAUUUACAAGUCAUGACCAGAUUCAUAUAGAAGCAAAGUGACCUGAUGUUUUAGAAAAAAUAGCUUUUAUAUUGGGUAAAUGCUUGGAAAGAAAAACCUUUUAAAAACUUUAUUUUUUUAGUAUAAGCGAAUUGUUGACAUAUUUGGUGUCAUAGUUGGACAUAUUUGGUGUCAUAGUUGGACAUAUUUGGUGUCAUAGUUGGACAUAUUUGGUGUCAUAGUUGGACAUAUUUGGUGUCAUAGUUGGACAUAUUUGGUGUCAUAGUUGGACAUAUUUGGUGUCAUAGUUGGACAUAUUUGGUGUCAUAGUUGGACAUAUUUGGUGUCAUAGUUGGACAUAUUUGGUGUCAUAGUUGAAAUUUUAACUGAAACUUUAAGACACCAAUUUAAAAAAAAACGCUAUUUGAAAAUCACUACUUCCCUGGGUCCAUUGUUUGACCCGGCAACUCACAUAAAUCCCUUUGAGGUUACCUCCCAUGACUUGGAAACCUUUGUUCUAGUGAUUGGAUCAUCCCAAGAUGUUCAUGUGUCAAACUACCUGUAUGUUAUGGAGUCCUGUUUUAAUUACCAAAAUCAACAUGGUAAGACAUAUUCAUAUAUAGAUACAUUUAUUAACUUUCCAAAGUGGUUUUUAUUUGAAACAAAACCCUUGUUACAAGUUGUCAGAAACAUUUACUUGUAAAUAUUUAGUUACAGAUUCAAAACUAGAAUUAGCGACUUGUAAAGAAUGAACAACUCUUAUUAACGUGUUGAGAGUUUUUGUCUAAAAUCGAACAAAAUUAUUAGCUAGUUAUCCAUUACUAGGAAGAAGUUUUGGAGAAUGGAACAAAUGACUAACCUCUAAACCAACCUUCGCAUCGUCUAUAAAAAUCAAAUUUAAUAGUUUAAUUCAGUUAUAAUAAGUAUUUAAUUAAAUUAAUUUUAUCCAUAUAUCUGAAUGUCUUUGACAUAGGGGCCCACAUGAGAAGACAACUUAUACCUGAAUGUCUUUGACAUAGUGGCCCACAUGAGAAGACAACUUAUACCUGAAUGUCUUUGACAUAGUGGCCCACAUGAGAAGACAACUUAUACCUGAAUGUCUUUGACAUAGUGGCCCACAUGUGAAGAUAACUUAUACCUGAAUGUAUUUGACAUAGUAGCCCACAUGUGAAGACAACUUAUACCUGAAUGUCUUUGACGUAGUGGCCCACAUGUGAAGACAACUUAUACCUGAAUGUCUUUGACAUAGUGGCCCACAUGUGAAGACAACUUAUACUUGAAUGUCUUUGACAUAGUGGCACUCAUGUGAAGACAACUUAUACCUGAAUGUCUUUGACAUAGUGGCACUCAUGUGAAGAUAACUUAUAUCUUAAUAUCUUUUCUUUGUUUAGGUGGAAGCUAUCCCAGCAGCCAAGAUAUGGUAUGAAACUUCUACAUUUUCUCAAAGAUACAGAAUUAUUAAAAAUGCAAUAAUUAAUUUUAACAUAAAUAUUACAAAAAUUAAAUUAAUUAUGUCUCUUGAGUAAUCCUUUUCAUUUAAAUUCAGAAUUGAACAUUGAAAACUAAAAGACUAUCACAUUUCUUGUCCCAUUUUGAUUAGGAAGGAUAAAACGCUGUUAAUUUGUAUCUGUAAUCAUCAUGUCAAUAGAAAUAUUAUCAUCCUCAUUCUAAGACACUGCAUUCACAGCCACAUUAGUCUUACAUUAGUCUUACAUUAGUCUUACAUUAGUCUUACAUUAGUCUUACAUUAGUCUUACAUUACGCAAUAGGAACGUCUUGCUCUAAAUAAAUGUUUGAAUUGUUCUUGUCCUUAAUUUGACAGUGUCAACGUUGGAGGGCCACAGACCCAAUAUUGCUCAGACCCAGGAAGUGUAAGUUGGCUUGCUAAUGGCCGAGCAUGUUCCUAAGCUCUAAAGAAACAUUUAUUUAAUAUUGUGGCUUAGUUGGAUAGCCAGGGGUCAGGGCAUUAGCAAAUAUUAUGUCCGGGGUAUUAGUCUAGCAAAUAUUGUGCACUGGGCAUUAGUUUAGCAAAUAUUGUGCACUGGGCAUUAGUUUAGCAAAUAUUGUGCACUGUGCAUUAGUUUAGCAAAUAUUGUGCACUGUGCAUUAGUUUAGCAAAUAUUGUGCACUGUGCAUUAGUUUAGCAAAUAUUGUGCACUGUGCAUUAGUUUAGCAAAUAUUGUGCACUGGGCAUUAGUUUAGCAAAUAUUGUGCACUGGGCAUUAGUCUAGCAAAUAUUGUGCACUGGGCAUUAGUUUAGCAAAUAUUGUGCACUGGGCAUUAGUUUAGCAAAUAUUGUGCACUGUGCAUUAGUUUAGCAAAUAUUGUGCACUGUGCAUUAGUUUAGCAAAUAUUGUGCACUGGGCAUUAGUUUAGCAAAUAUUGUGCACUGGGCACUAGUUUAGCAAAUAUUGUGCACUGGGCACUAGUUUAGCAAAUAUUAUGUCCCUGUUAUUAGCCAAAUCAUAUCAAUAAUUAUGAUAACUUUUUCCUGCACUUUUCUUUCAUAAAGUGACCCUGUGCCCUUUCAACACCUUGAUUAGCAUAUUCUAAAACGUUAUAGUUUACUUAAGUGUAAGAGACUUUAGUGUAUUUUAAAAAUAAUGCAGGUACAGCCAGUCUUUAAGUACGAUCCUAAAAUUAAUUUUUGUUUGCAUAUUCUAUUAUGUCACCAGUAAUAAGAUAUCAAUGUGAAUAAAACACAUCAACACGGGGGUCAGCGCCACAUCAACACGGGGGUCAGCUCUAUCAGUUUGGUAUUAACCUGUCAUUAUUUCAUUCAGGGUCAGAUGUAUCAGUGUGUAAAGACACUGUCCAGUAAUGUGUACCUAGAGUUUGUUGGUGAUGAUGCCGGAGAGUCAGAUAUCCAGUUUUGGUACCGUUUAGUUCUGGGACCAUUACCAGGUAUGUCAGUAUUUAGUUAUAGGACCAUUACCAGGUAUGUCAUUGUUUAGUUAUGGGACAAUUACCAGGUAUGUCAUUGUUUAGUUAUGGGACCAUCACCAGGUAUGUCAUAUGGGACCAUUACCAGGUAUAUCAUUGUUUAGUUAUGGGACCAUUACCAGGUAUGUAUUUGUUUGUUAUGGGACCAUUACCAGGUAUGUUAUUGUUUGUUAUGGGACCAUUUCCAGGUAUACAGACCUGUUUACUCUUACGAUUUUGGCGUACAAUGUACGAUUUUGAGUUGUAAACAUUAUAUAUACUGUAUGUUUAUUUUUUAAUAUUAAUCUAAGGUAUUGAACGAUUUUGUGAUGAUAUUGUACGAUUUUAAGAGUUUGAGGGUAAACAGGUCUGGGUAUAUCAUUGUUUAGUUAUGGGACCAUUACCUGGUAUGUUAUUGUUUGUUAUGGGACGAUUAUCAGGUAUAUCAUUGUUUAGUUAUGGGACCAUUACCAGGUAUGUUAUUGUUUAGUUUUGGGACCAUUACCAGGUAUGUUAUUGUUUGUUAUGGGACCAUUUCCAGGUUUGUUAUGGGACCAUUUCCAGGUAUGUCAGCAUUUAGUUCUGGGACCAUCAUCAUUUAUGUCAGCAUUAUUACCUGUUGAUCAAUGACAUAUCAACAGAUGAUUAGGUUAAGCAUUUUGUUACAAUAUCUGUCGGCUCAAUCAUGUGUUGGAAACUUUUUAUAAUUUGAAAAAUGAUUGAAAAUAUUCAGCUUUGUCCUAGUACAAUUAUAGACUUUGCAUUUAAUGACUUUGUAAUAGAAAAGUAAUAGACAAAGUAAUAGACAAAGUAAUAGACAAAGUAAUAGAAAAAGUAAUAGACAAAGUAAUAGACAAAGUAAUAGACAAAGUAAUAGACAAAGUAAUAGAAAAAGUAAUAGAAAAAGUAAUAGAAAAAAACUUAUUAUUUUCUCAUCACAGUGAUACAGACAUAAACAAUUUUUCCUUGCAGCUGAUGACACAGAAGAUCGUUGGUGCGAUGACCACCAUAGAGACAGAUAUCCGUCAUCUCUGAGGACGUUACCUGAUGGUUAUUCUUUGAACUUGGAACCGACCAAUCCCUCAAAUGGUGGUACGAUCACGACAAUUCCUCAAUCAUUAUUUGUUUCCUUGCUACCACUGUCAGUCUCUUUAAUCAAAUAUUUAAAUUGAUUCACUGAGAAUGUGUAAAUUCACUUUCUAUCACAGACACGAAUCUGAUGAGAUUAAACUCAUAUUUUUGUUAAAUACAUUUUUAUUCCUAAAUUCAACAAUUUGUUUUAUUUUAAACUGUAUCACAUAAAGAAGUGAAUUGUUUCAUCUGGAAAACAGUUUUUUUAUCUUGAAAUGAUUCUGUUAGUCAAACAAUUCGUAUCAAAUGGUUUUUACUAUAAUUAAUGAACAUUGAAAAUGUUUUUUAAAAAAAUGAAAUUAUGAAUUGUUGUGUUUUAAAUUUUAACUACAGGAAUACAGGACUCUUACUGUUUCCUACUGUCAAUUUGUAUUUACAAAAUUGAAAAAAAUGUCAAUAGUGUUCAAUAUGCAACAUAUUUGAUGUAAAACUGUUGAGCCGAAUAGAAUGUACAUGGGUUUUUUUUAUACUUGUAUAAAUUUAUAUCUGAAAUAAAUGAUAUUUUUGUGAUAACACAUUCCAUGUAAAACUGUUGGGCCAAAUAGAAUGUAGAUAUUUUUAAACUUGUAUAAAUUUAUAUUUGAUAUAAAUGAUAUUAUUGUGAUAGCACAUUCAAGUAUGUUAGUGGUUUUUAACCCUUGUCACUCGUCAGUGUGUCACAAGGUAUUGUGUCAUUUGGUAGUGUCUUACUCGAUGGUGUGUCACCAGUUUCCAAAUGAUUGUUGUAAGAAUUUGCUACACAUGAAAGAAAUUAAAGAAGAGUGAUACAUGUUGGUGUUGUAGUGAAACACGAGAUGGACACAAUUGUAGUGUUGCUUAGGGAACUUUCAUAAUUAGUUCUAGCUUUUCAUAGAUGAAAAACGUUGAAAACCACUGGAUGAUCAUGUUGAUACAUGAGUCCUGCCAUCAUAAAAUUCACGACAAGUGGAGUUGUCUACAUGGUAUGUUGUACUUAUCUUCCGUACUUUGAUCGUCUUAACUAACUUGCACUUCUGUGGUACACCAAAACUUCCAUCGAUCUGGCAUCACAUCAAUAAAUGCAGACUACUAGUAAAGACUAUCUCAGUCUUUCACACAAUCACAUCUAUUUCACAGUGUAACAUAAACACAGGCUUGGUUUCUUCAGCAGUCCAGACAAAGAAGGGAAAUGUUUGCUUGUAUUUGGUUUUUUCUUUUUGUUUUGGUUUACAUGGUUUUUUGAGGAUUCUGUUUACUGGUACAUGGUUUUUUGAGGAUUCUGUUUACUGGUACAUGGUUUUUUGAGGAUUCUGUUUACUGG
Lymnaea stagnalis (great pond snail) is the source of this 13924-nucleotide messenger RNA. The record is from the annotation of a GenBank genome assembly. NCBI's taxonomy places the organism in Eukaryota, Metazoa, Mollusca, Gastropoda, Lymnaeidae.